This is a messenger RNA of Perkinsus marinus ATCC 50983, 233 nucleotides long. RefSeq lists its product as hypothetical. NCBI's taxonomy places the organism in Eukaryota, Perkinsozoa, Perkinsida, Perkinsidae. The record is from RefSeq and is a predicted model, not a curated record. The annotation marks the transcript as partial. The transcript has a single exon.
AAUCAAUAUGAGGACGCUGUGGAUCGAUCGACACGGGAGCUCUAAUGGGCCUUUGGGGGACCGCCCGGCGACCGAGGGUGUGCGUAAGAAGCAGUGGAAGCAUCGGACGGCGAAAGGAAACCCCAGAAGAGAGCGUCACGAGUCGACUGAUAAGAAGGAGAGUAGAGUAGAUCACAUAGAGAAGGACGUGCAGUUCAAUAUCGUCCACGAUGUGCGGCCGUCUAGUGAAGGAG